AUGCGUCGGGUUGCUUUGACCGUCACGGCUGUUGAUGACUGGGGGGGCGACACACGGGAGGCGAUGAUUGAGCUCGGGCACGAACUAUUGACUAAAUACGUGGUGUCCGUAUCUGAGUGUUCUUUGGCGGUCGGCGAUCGCUUCCACAAAUUCAUGCGAGCAGAACACUCCGCCAAAGGCGCUGCUACCCCAGCAGUGAGUCCAAGUCAUUUGAUAACGGUGUCAAUUCUCUCGCACGCCUUUAUUUUCGCGCGUGUAUGCGUGGUGCAGGCGCCAGGGACUUGGAUGGUCAACGACGUGUCCUCCCGCGAGGUUGAGGAGCUGAUGGAUGCCUUCGAGCAAAUGACCACGGUCGUAAAGUUCGCCAACACGACCCUGGCCACAGAGAACAUCGCCGAGGCGCAGCGCAUCUACGCGGGGGCUAUGGCCCUAUUCAGGAAGCUGGGGAACGACCGCGGCGUCAGCAUCAUGAACAACAACCUGGGCAACGUGUACGCUCUGCAGGCCGGACAGUUCGUCGCCAAGGCAAGGGACGAUGUAAAUCCGGCCCAAACCAAGGCCCUCAUGGAGGCGGCGCAGGACAGUGUCGCCGACGCCGUCACAAACCACGAGCUCGCCAUUAACGACGCCGAGGUGCUUUGCGCAGCCACCAACCAGCAACCGAACCACGCUUCACCGCUGCUCCGCAGCGCUCACCGCGGCGGUCGUGAGGGUGUGGAUGAGACCGAGUGCGAGGAAGGCGUCAAGAGUGAAGGUGCCGCACUCGCGGAUGCCGACGUAAACGACGACGACGACGAGGAGGACGACAACAAGUCACACGCCGCCCUUUGCCAGCAGCUCGUUAACCGCAAGUUUAUUCUCGCUCUGUGCCUCACAGCUAAGGGCAACAGCACCGUCGCCACCGGGGGACAACCAGACCUGAAAACCAUCGACGAGGCCAGGAACCUGAUGCAGCAGUGCAUCCUGCUGACCCACGUCGGGCAACACAACGGCGGAAAGCGGAACAACGGCGACGCGAAGACCGACCUGCGGCGUAUCGGGUACCUCCUCCAAUUGUCCGCCCUGGAGCGAGAGCAGCAAGAUAGAUCUAGGGAGGCAGGAGAAGCACUUGAUGCGGCCGAGCUGGUGAUUGCGCCCUAUGAGAGCUUUCACUUUGCCGGGGGGCUGGGGGCGGCGAUGGCGACGCCGCUGGAAACACCAGUGCGGAUCCUCCGCCAGAGGCUGUUGGAAGCGCGCGCCGCCCACUGCGUAGCAAGCGGCUUCCACGCGGCGGCAAUCGAUCACUACACUCAAGCCAUCAUUGGGACGGGAGACCUGAUUGACCCCAGCGUUGCCCGGGCAUCGCUCUUGGGGCUCCGCAGUCUGGCCUCUGACGGCAACUACGGCCGCCUCUCCCGAGCUAUUGGUAGCGUUGGGCUUGCAUCCUGGCGCGGGCGCGGACCCCGAGGGCAUAUCCUCGGCGAUCGACCACGGUAUCGUGAUUUCGGAGACAGCGUGCAGUACGAGUCGUUCGACUUCCACAAGGAAUAUGAUCUUCACAAGCUUACCAAAAAGCUCGAGAAAAUCAAGGCCUACGGAGGCCAAGACUUCCCGGAGGACGUUGCUGGAGGGUUGAAGCUCGCGACGGAGCUUGUCUGGAGGGGCAACAUCCGCCUUUGCAUCCUCCUCGCCGACGCGCCGUGUCACGGUAACGUGCACCACACCGGGGCUGGGGAUAUGUUCCCGAACUGCUGUCCCAUGGGAAACGAUCCAGCCAAGCUGCUCUACAAGUUGCAGGUGUGAGCGUGUUUGACGGUGCGAAGGGGUGGUGGAUCCCACCGCAGUAUGGAGAGAAUCUGCGUAAAAGCAGUCGCCAGAUUUGACGCUGCCUCUGUGAGCGCCGCCUCGUUGGUACGAGCACGUGCACACUCGGUUGCACGUCUCUCGAGAUCCAGGUGUGUGCAUGCAGCCAUGUACAGAGCUGAAUCCGUUAGGUACCGCUCACUCCGAUUCACCGCCGGCCAUACAUGCAAGCAACGACGACAGAGGUCAGGAAAACCAGUUUUCAUCAAAGCUAUCAAAGCACUGCUGUACCCCACGAUAUCACAGUCUGCCCUCACUUUUUCUCGUGACCAACGCCGUGCCAACUGUGACCAACCAUUUCCCUUCCCCGUCCCCCCCGGUGUUUGCCAUCGGGGUUGGGUUUUCGUCGCUUGGAAGCGACGUUGUAAAACAAGCCAAUUCGCUUCGUGAACUCGGCAACCAGGUUACCGUUGUUUUUUUUACAUUUUUUUUUUUCGGCGGUAACCAUAAUGGUGGUCGAGUAGGUCAUGUUGUNAAGCGACGUUGUAAAACAAGCCAAUUCGCUUCGUGAACUCGGCAACCAGGUUACCGUUUUUUUUUUUAUAUUUUUUUUUUUCGGCGGUAACCAUAAUGGUGGUCGAGUAGGUCAUGUUGUGCGGGGUGGACAAUCCUCACUCCGCGCAAAGGGGACAAUCGCACCACGUUGUGUAAAAAUGGUCACGCAUCCUCGAGGCAGUUACACAGUGCUCUCAACUGUCUCUGGAAGUGAAAGCACCAGAAAAUAAAUUAGAAAUAUACAUGCGAAGGUGUACCGAUUCAGGAAAAAGUCAAUCGACGGAUACCCUGCGAAUCGGGUCCUCCUUAACACUCUCCACCCACAGAAUUUACCCUCAACUGGGAACCUCUUGUGGCCAGGAUGGGUAAUUCGAUGGAAGUGUCACAAGGUUCUUUGUAGGAUCGAUCGACUCCAAGAGGAGUUCUCAGGACUGACACACAUUGUGUCCAUGGGAAAAUAUCCAAGUCAGGAGAAAAAGUGUGCACCCAAGACGAUUCGAACCAGUAUCCAGCUGACGCCAUAUGCGAAGGUGUACCGAUUCAGGUAAAAGUCAAU
Molecule: messenger RNA, 2893 nt
Organism: Ectocarpus sp. CCAP 1310/34
Lineage: Eukaryota; Phaeophyceae; Ectocarpales; Ectocarpaceae
Source: the annotation of a GenBank genome assembly